Messenger RNA from Petromyzon marinus (sea lamprey), 2175 nucleotides. The record is from RefSeq and is a predicted model, not a curated record. Lineage: Eukaryota; Metazoa; Chordata; Hyperoartia; Petromyzontiformes; Petromyzontidae.
ACGUGUGUGUGGGGGGGGGGUUGUGGGCGUGUUGAAGUUUUACGACAGUGACGUCAGCGCUUCACGACAGCGGCGAUGGAGGCGGCGACGAUGACGUAUGAUGCUCUCCUGCUGCUGGACGUGGAGGACUUUCCCGAUUCAGAGGAACCGGUGUGGAUCCUGGGUCGUCAGUAUAGCACACUCACAGACAAAGAUGCGAUUCUGGACGACGUGAGGUCCCGGCUCUGGUUCACGUACAGACGGAACUUUCCAGCGAUCGGAGGGACCGGCCCAUCAACGGAUGUCGGCUGGGGCUGCAUGCUACGGUGUGGACAGAUGAUCCUGGCACAAGCCCUGCUGUGUCUCCACCUGGGCAGAGACUGGCGGUGGGAGCAGGACGCCGUGCUGCCCGGUGGGGGCGGCUACGGCAACAUCGUGGAGGCCUUCCUGGACAAGAAGGACUCCUACUACUCCAUACACCAGAUCGCCCAGAUGGGUGUGGGGGAGGGGAAGCAAGUCGGGCAGUGGUACGGACCAAACACCGUUGCACAGGUGCUCAGGAAGCUGACCCUGUUUGACGAGUGGAGCUCGUUAGCCGUGCACGUUGCCAUGGACAACACAGUGGUUAUCAAGGACAUAGAGAGUUUGUGCAGGAGGCCGCACACUGCCAGUGUCUCCGACGCCCAGGCCCAGCAGCCCAAGGGGUCCUCUUCACAGUGUGGGGACGGGAGUUGGAGGCCGCUGCUGCUGCUGAUUCCGCUGAGACUGGGACUCACGGAAAUCAACCCAAUCUACAUCCCCUCGCUCCAGGUCUGCUUCACGUUCCCGCAGUCGCUGGGUUUCAUCGGCGGGAAACCCAACAGUGCCCACUACUUCAUCGGAUACGUGGGGGAUGAGCUGCUCUAUCUGGACCCGCACACGUGCCAGAAUGCGGUGGAGCUGGAUUCCACUUCGCGUUUACCCGACUCCUCCUUCCACUGCCAGAGAGCGUCCCGCAUCCACAUCACCCAGCUGGACCCGUCCAUCGCCCUGGGAUUCUUCUGCAAGACGGAGAGCGACUUCCGCGAGUGGAGCGACUUCGUUACCAAGCUGGUGCUGGCCGGGUCGUCUCUGCCCAUGUUCGAGCUGAUCCCCUCCCGCCCCCUGCACUGGCCUCCGUUCGUCCCUCCCAGCAAACCCGACGUGCUGCAGGCUGCUGCUGGCUUCACACAGGUGGAGCGGCCUGACGAGGUGCGCUUCUACGACUCCGACGACGACGAGUUCGAGAUCCUGCAGGCGUAACCACGGCAACCGCCCAGCGGCGUCGCUGCGGAAACCGCCGGGUUGCUUGGCCGCUGCACUGCCUGAGGGGGGAGGGAUCCCAGAUGUCGGGAGGGAUCCCAGAUUCCUGUAGGGGUCCCAGAUUCCUGUAGGGAUCCCAGAUUCCUGUAGGGGUCUGUUUCCGGGGUUCCUACAGAGGUAAGGGGGGGGGGUACCCCCAAGUUUUCCUGAGUGGCCCGUAGGGUCACUCUGAGAUUCUCCCCCCCCUCCCCCUACUCAUAGGGGUCCUGGGUUCUCUUGGGGGGGGGUCCCAUUGGGGGUCUCCCAUUGGGGGUCUCCCAUUGGGGGUCUCCCAUUGGGGGUCUCCCGUACGGGGGGGGGGGGGUCUCAGAUUAUGUCAGCGGUCCGAGGUUUUCCUUUGGGAGUUCCGUCGGAGUUCUGGUGACACACACGAGAGUGGGGGGCGGAUCCUGCGAGGGGGCUGUCAUUAGGGGGUCCCCCUCCCACCCCGCCCCCCUGGGGCCUCCGAGGGUUGGUGGACACGCACGUGGACACGCGUGUGGACACACGCACACACACGCGUGUGGACACACGCACACACACGCGUGUGGACACGCACGGAGACGGUGCCCCCACACACACACACACGCGUGCACAGCAAACGCACAGGCGACUCGCAAAUAACGGAGCUCGCACGCAAGCGCCUGCGGGGAACUGCAGAACAAGACUCAACCUUUGAAAAAUUUGCCAUCUUGCCAGCAGCGUUUAUUCUGUCACAAAAGGCUUGACUGCGAAAAAGAGGGGAUGAUGAUGGGGAUGAUGAUGAUGGUGGUGAUGAUGAUGUCCAAUCCCCCACCCCUGUAAUUCUACCCCCCUCCCCCAACCACCUGUCCGCCUCCUCCCACCCCCACCAAAUAAACGAGUUGGUUUACACUA